CUUGUCAACUGUGAAAAAUUUAUCAAAAAACUUCCACCUCUCUCUUUUUCUACCAAUUACUCAAGACAUCAUCAUGGCCUCCAACUCCAAGGUGUAUUUUGACGUGGAAGCUGGUGGUGCGCCUCUGGGCCGCAUCGAGAUGGAACUGUACAAUGAUGUGGUGCCUAGGACAGCUGAGAACUUCCGUGCUCUUUGCACCGGCGAGAAGGGGUUCGGUUAUGCCGGAUCUACCUUCCAUCGUGUCAUCCCACAGUUCAUGCUCCAGGGUGGCGAUUUCACCAAGGGAAAUGGCACCGGUGGAAAGUCGAUCUAUGGCGAGACGUUCCAAGACGAGAACUUCCAGCUGAAGCACACUGGACCGGGAAUCCUUUCUAUGGCGAACGCCGGUAAAAAUACCAAUGGCUCUCAGUUCUUUAUCACAACUGUCAAGACCUCAUGGCUUGAUGGCGCGCAUGUUGUUUUCGGCAAGGUCGUGAGCGGCAUGGACGUGGUUCAGCAGAUUGAGAAACUUGGUAGCUCGAGCGGCAAACCCAGCAAGACAGUUGUGAUUAAGUCUUCUGGACAGCUCUAGAUGAUUGUAUCGCUCUGAUGAAGGAGAAUGAUUCAAGAUGUUAUCUGCCGGUUCUGGAAAAAAAAAU
This is a messenger RNA of Aspergillus ochraceoroseus IBT 24754, 638 nucleotides long. RefSeq names its product peptidylprolyl isomerase. The transcript has 4 exons. Bases 74 to 571 code for a protein of 165 amino acids. Gene Ontology annotation, molecular function: peptidyl-prolyl cis-trans isomerase activity. The record is from RefSeq and is a predicted model, not a curated record. Lineage: Eukaryota; Fungi; Ascomycota; Eurotiomycetes; Eurotiales; Aspergillaceae. Gene Ontology annotation, cellular component: intracellular membrane-bounded organelle. Gene Ontology annotation, biological process: protein folding; protein peptidyl-prolyl isomerization.